CGCGCUGUGUAUUCUGGGAACACGCACUAGUUUCAAGAUGGCGGCGAGCAGGAGGCUGGCCAAGGAACUUGAAGAGAUUCGCAGGUCUGGAAUGAAGAACUUCAGAAACAUUCAAGUUGAGGAAUCAAACCUAUUGUCAUGGCAAGGACUCAUUGUUCCUGACAACCCCCCGUAUGACAAAGGUGCAUUCAGGAUCGAAAUAAUUUUCCCCACUGAGUACCCAUUCAAGCCUCCCAAGAUCACAUUCAAGACAAAAAUCUAUCACCCCAACAUUGAUGAGAAGGGCCAGGUGUGCUUGCCUGUAAUCAGUGCUGAGAACUGGAAGCCUGCCACCAAAACUGACCAAGUUAUCCAGUCCCUCAUUGCACUGGUGAACGACCCCCAGCCGGAGCAUCCCCUGAGGGCAGACCUAGCAGAAGAAUACUCAAAGGACCGUAAAAAAUUCUUGAAGAACGCUGAAGAGUUUACAAAGAAACAUGGUGAAAAGCGGCCAAUGGACUGAUUACCUGAUGAGUGUGGAGCCCGCUGUCUCUCUCUUUCUUCCCCUCUUCUUUAAUCUCCCUGCCGAAAUACCUAUCUCGCUCUUACCUCUCUGCUCUCCCCCACACCUCACCUUCGCUCUCUCUCCUUACCCCUUCGCUCCCAAAUCGCACCUCCCUGCAACCCAGGAGCCGCCUAGCUAAAGCUAGGCAGUGGCAGCCUAUGCCGCCCUCCCAAUCCAGGACUCUCUGUGGAUCAGACAGCCUCCUCCUCCUCCUCUUCAGCCAUAAACAUCCAGACCAUUUCUAACUUUCUACUCUUUUCUUUAAGUGAAAAAUGGAAAAAGAAAUGCUAAGGGCACAUGAUGUUCAGAAGAAAUGUUAGAUGGAAAUACUCGGAGUAAAGUGAUCAUUUUCCGUAGGAUUUUCCUCUAAACAAACAACUAUUGUGUUAAAGAGAUUUCACAUAAACAUGUUUUUUCUGAGGUUUUUUUUGUUUUUUCUGAGCAGGAAAAGUGGUUGAUUACUCUGUUUCUUUUACCCUUUCAUCAGUAAUCUUAACUAAAAACAAACAUGACUGAAAGAAAAGAGGCUGCAGCUUGGACUGGGAGCUAUGUGCUGACUGACGUGUUUCCUUUACAUCACCUCCUUCUAGACUUGCACUGUACUCUGUGGAACAAUCCAUCUUGCAUCUUCCAGCAGAAACAUACAAUAACAAGCCAUAUAUGAAUUGAAUUGUUAUUGAUAAAAAAGCUACAGAAGAUAAUUGAGUGUUAAAAUAGAAACAAUUGGUUUGUAGGUAUGAUCAGGCGACUCUCAAAUACAAGCUGAAUGAUACUAUCUACAAAUUCUUUCAAUAUACUUGAUGUUUUGCAACCCAGAUCGUUUGCACUCAGACCCUGCUGUUAAAACUGUUUUCUGCAUCACAAAUGGCCCCUGUGAGUUUCUUUUACUAAUUUUUGUUAUUUUCUUUCUCCAACUAUACUUGUUUUGAUUGGCACUUGAUACAUUAAAUUGGUGGAAAUGUGGGAAGAA
This is a messenger RNA of Pleuronectes platessa (European plaice), 1514 nucleotides long. RefSeq names its product ubiquitin-conjugating enzyme E2 L3. The transcript has 4 exons. Bases 38 to 502 code for a protein of 154 amino acids. The record is from RefSeq and is a predicted model, not a curated record. Lineage: Eukaryota; Metazoa; Chordata; Actinopteri; Pleuronectiformes; Pleuronectidae.